AAUGUAGUUCUAGGAUUUUGUGAGUUGUGGUUAUGGGAGAGAAUUUUGCGUACCCCCUUGUAUUUCGAAUGAAUUGGUUGAGGUUGUUUAUCUCUAUAUUUUGUACUCUCAUGAUUAUAUAGUGUAUUUCUCAUCUCCUUUGUGUACGUAGGUCGAUUGAUCGAACCACGUUAAAUCUUUAUGUGUUUUGGUAUAUUUCUUGUUUGUCUUCUACUCAUGAUCUUCGAGGUGUUUUGUUAGCUUUCGCGUCACACCUGCUUAUUUUUUGUCCUAACAAGUGAUAUUAGAUCCACGAAUCAAUUAUGGAUCCAGGUUAGACAUAGGUGUUCAUCUUGGGCGGGUGUAGUUCUAGACACAAACCUUUUUGACAGUAAUGAAGAAUUUUGUUGAAGAAAUUGUUUCAGAGAGGUUCUCUGUGUCGAAAUGUAGAUUUGAUGAUUCUGCUAGUUUAGAAAGAAAGGAGAAGAACACCACCGGAGGCAAGCGCUAGGUCAGAAAGGCGAUAACUAAAAAAUCUCCCCAAGUAGGAAUCGAACCUACGGUUCAUGGUCACUGUUCUCGCUGUCCCAUCACUAUAUAGUGUGGUUGGCGACUUUGAAGGCUUAUCCGCUACGAAGCACCCCGUUUGUUGAUUAUGCCCUUCUUGGUGAUGAUAUCCUAAUCACCGACAAGAAGGUGGCCAAUCAGUACAGUAGGUUAUUGGAUAGACUCAGUGUUACCAUUUCAUUUGCUAAAUCAAUAGUAUCUGAAAAUGGCAGUCAACAAAGGUUUAGUGCUUCUCUUACACUUCACCUUCCCCCUAAAGGGUAGUUUUCAUUCGAAAUAGUGCUAUUCAAUUGGUCAAUCCUUAGAACUCUGAAUGGAGGUAGAAAGGCUUGGCCCCCAUCGUCUAGUGGUUUAGGAUAUCUCUCUUUCAAGGAGAAAUCGGGGAUUCGAAUUCCCCUGGGGGUAGGGUACUACGAAAGGAAAUUGAUCAUGGAUUACCAA
Molecule: messenger RNA, 987 nt
Organism: Solanum pennellii
Lineage: Eukaryota; Viridiplantae; Streptophyta; Magnoliopsida; Solanales; Solanaceae
Exons: 1
Source: RefSeq, a predicted model, not a curated record